UUCACAACACGACGUAUCUUUUUGAAACCGGAACUGAACCUGCCUCAGUUUGGUUUGCUCCCGUUUGAACCAAAUUCUGUCCGUGUAUGCUUGUUCACUUCAAGUAGAAAAAUGCUGUCUAUAUUCAAGUCCAUUCCCUCGCACAUGGAUUAUAAAGGCCAGAAACUGGCUGAACAGAUUUUCCAAGGAAUAAUACUCAUCUCAGCGGUGAUUGGAUUUGUGUAUGGUCUGAUCAUUGAACAGUUUGGUUGGACAGUGUACAUCGUCUUGGUUGGUUUUGCUGUGUCCUGCGUGUUGACGCUGCCUCCAUGGCCUAUGUACAGAAAGAAUCCUCUGUCCUGGCAGCCAGUUAUACCAGAGACCAGCGGGGAGUCCAGCCAAAAACCUCAGGAAACUCUCAAGAAGAAAAAGCAUAAAUAACUCAGAACUGUCUCUGCCUGGUUGUUAAUACAUCCUUUAUUUCGGAAACUAUUUUGAAUUAGGUCCCACAGUUCACAUUUUCGGCAUUGAGGAAGCAAAUUUUGUUGCAGUGUUUGUCAGUCAAUAACGAAAUAAUCGUGUCCAAAUAAUAAACAUCGGAUAUUCUCUGUUUUAUAAA
Sander lucioperca (pikeperch) is the source of this 598-nucleotide messenger RNA. It is a transcript of the gene spcs1, whose product is annotated as signal peptidase complex subunit 1. The record is from RefSeq and is a predicted model, not a curated record. The transcript has 4 exons. Gene Ontology annotation, cellular component: endoplasmic reticulum membrane; signal peptidase complex. Bases 112 to 420 code for a protein of 102 amino acids. Gene Ontology annotation, biological process: protein targeting to ER. Lineage: Eukaryota; Metazoa; Chordata; Actinopteri; Perciformes; Percidae.